GGGUUCCCAAGAUCAUCGCACUGUGAUGACGUCAUGACUCACUAGACACCGGAGAGGUCUACUUCUCGCAUUGCAUUCUGGGGGAAACAUGGCGCUGUCCAUGUAAAGGUGGCAAUAAAGUGUCAAAUGUAGCAGCUGACCGAAACAGUAACCAUGCCUAAAUAUUAUGAGGAGAAAGAGGAGGAUGGGCAUCCCUGUGCUGGGGUGAAGGAGGACCUCAAGAGCUGCCUGCUGGAGAGUGCCUGUGUGCUGGAAGGAAAGACCCCCAAGGAGUGUCUGAGGGAAGGCUACUGCAAGGCUCUGCAGGUCACCUUCUUUGAGUGUAAAAGAUCAAUAUUGGACAACAGAGCACGAUUUCGUGGAAGGAAGGGCUACUGAAGUGAGGAAGAUAAUGGGGUAUCCUGGCUCCAAUCAGAAGAGUUCUCUUGUUGUAUAGGUUCCGCACUGUGAAGAUAUGUACCACAAUGCCGCUCCUUCUGGAAUGGAGAGAAGAGCAUUAUUAAAAAUAGUUGUUAAGUUUAAUAAUCAAUUCUUCUUAA
This is a messenger RNA of Hyla sarda, 539 nucleotides long. Its product is annotated as cytochrome c oxidase assembly factor 5. Gene Ontology annotation, cellular component: mitochondrion. Gene Ontology annotation, biological process: mitochondrial respiratory chain complex IV assembly. Bases 154 to 378 code for a protein of 74 amino acids. Lineage: Eukaryota; Metazoa; Chordata; Amphibia; Anura; Hylidae. The transcript is spliced from 3 exons. The record is from RefSeq and is a predicted model, not a curated record.